AUGGCAAGAGGCCCAAAGAAACAUUUGAAAAGAUUAGCAGCUCCAUCCCACUGGAUGUUGGACAAAUUGUCCGGAACCUAUGCACCAAAAUCAUCACCAGGACCACACAAAUUGAGAGAAUCAUUACCAUUGAUUGUUUUUUUGAGAAACAGAUUGAAGUAUGCUUUGAAUGGUAGAGAAGUCAAAGCAAUUUUGAUGCAGCAACACGUUCAAGUUGAUGGUAAAGUG
Molecule: messenger RNA, 228 nt
Organism: Lodderomyces orthopsilosis Co 90-125
Lineage: Eukaryota; Fungi; Ascomycota; Pichiomycetes; Serinales; Debaryomycetaceae
Gene: RPS42
Product: 40S ribosomal eS4 domain-containing protein
Exons: 2
Biological process (GO): translation
Cellular component (GO): ribosome; cytosolic small ribosomal subunit
Molecular function (GO): structural constituent of ribosome; RNA binding
Source: RefSeq, a predicted model, not a curated record